Molecule: messenger RNA, 393 nt
Organism: Hordeum vulgare subsp. vulgare (domesticated barley)
Lineage: Eukaryota; Viridiplantae; Streptophyta; Magnoliopsida; Poales; Poaceae
Exons: 2
Coding region: 1-393 (130 amino acids)
Source: RefSeq, a predicted model, not a curated record
AUGGCGUUUCCAAAGGAAAGUAUAGUCGUUCAAUCCAACCAGCACGGGCGUGUUCCCAACGGCCGGCUGGGCGAGCGACCCAUGGCGUCCAUGGUGCUCGGCCUGGUGCUCGCCCUGGACCUCCUCGCCUUCGUCCUCGCCAUCGCCGGAGAGCUGCCCCGGAGAACGGCGUACGUGAACGUGUUGGUGUUCGACGACGAACCCGAGAGGCCCUUCUGCCUGUACGGACACGAGACGGACGCGUCGGCGUGGUACGGCCCCGGCGCGCUCCUCCUGCUGAUGGCGGGGCAGGCCGUCGCCAUGGCCGCCAGCCGGUGCUUCUGCUACGGCCGCGCGCUUAAGCCCAGCCGCUGGCGCUCCUUCUCCGGCAUCUUCUUCAUCCUCUCCUGGUAA